AUGAAUAUUUGCAUUUAAUUUAACGAAAUUGUGAUCUAAACUAUACGAUAGAAUAAUAUCAAUAAUAAUGAAAAAAUUCCGAAGAAGAAAAUAUUUGAAUUGAAAUAUAUAUCAAAUAGGAUGUAAUUCUUGAACAUUUGUAUUUAUGCUGGUGGUCAUCAUCCAUCUCUAUCUUCUGGCUAAGUGUCAGAUUAAUUUAAUAAUGAAAGUAGUAGCAAUUAUAUUUUUGAAGCAAAACUUGAUGUAAGACUUAAAAGUAAAUGA
Molecule: messenger RNA, 264 nt
Organism: Paramecium tetraurelia
Lineage: Eukaryota; Ciliophora; Oligohymenophorea; Peniculida; Parameciidae
Exons: 2
Source: RefSeq, a predicted model, not a curated record